AUGGAGUCCAUAAAAGAAGUCAAAGAAUGGUUAUUAACGAAGUGUAAAAUUCCCAACAUCAACGUUCACUACAGUCAGUCAUCAGAGAACAACGAAACGCAGGCAUUCUGUUCAGUCGUUACACCUCAAAACAUCCCGGAAUUCGUUAUUCCAGGUUCCAACGACUCGUCGAGGCAUGCAAGCAUUGGAACCUGUUCUUUCGAUGGGGACUUUCCUAGCAAUAAUUCGAGCGAAGCAAGUUUGCCUUGUUCUGCCCACACCAGCCCCGGGGUUUCCCCUAGAGGCUCCUUCUCGGGUCUGGGAGUUCAUAUCCGGAAAAGUCCGAUUCACGUUCGCUCGUGUCCGGUGUCUCCGGGCCACGAACCGACGGAUUUCGCCGGGCAUUCGUGCAACCAGACGAAAUCGUGGACGAAUAUAAUAUCGCUUGACGGUGAUGACACAAACGCUGACCCGCAGUCCGUGGCCGCGAUAGGGCUUCCUCAUUUUAAAAUCCAGACCUCCUAUGGAUUCACGACUCUUUCCGAGAGCCCCCAUACUAGACGGAAGGAGUCCCUAUUCCACGCGGCAAGCAAAGGAAACCCACAGUUUGAUUUGCACAAUGCUGCCCUAAAUGACUUAAGGAUUAGAUACAGGUGCGAUAGCAUGGACUUACCCGAAGGGCGUAGGCCGUCAGGUUCUCUGCAUCCAAAUGAUGUUCCAUCGUGCGCCAGGCUUCCAGCAAACAGAAUGUCCACUGUCAGUUUAGUUUGUCCGAAGGAAGAUGAUCUACCUCCCAAGGGUAGUUGCAGGAGAACGCAGAAGUACUACAGAAGAAGGUCUUCUUUGCCGGGACUUCAACCCGUGCCCUCCUGGAAGAACGAAGCAGCAGAGGCGACCAGCAACUCGUUAGAAUCUAGCCCCGCGUUUGGAAGGAGAGAAAGGAAUCGCUUGAGAGUGGGGAAUCCAACCACAUACAAGAGACACUCUUCGCCCAACCCUAGCCCCACCCGAGAGAUUCCACUUGAGGAUAUACAGAGGAGAUUCUCCUCCAUGAACCACCUGGUCGUGCCGACUACCAACUGCCAGCCUUUAUCUGAAGCACCGCUAGGGGAGCUGAAGUUCUCCUUCCACUACCUCCCGGACACUAGGGAGCUCAAGGUGCUGCUGAUAAAAGCGGAGAACCUGGGCGGAGAGAGCAGGGACAACAACAUGAACGUGUUCGCCAAGCUCGCCAUCAUGCCCGGGAAAAUCCAGAAACAGACAUCGGAGAUCAUCAAACACACGAAAUCCCCGGUGUUCAACGAGUCGUUUUUGUUCACCGACGUGCCGUACGAAAAACUCCAGAAGAUGUCGCUGCGAAUCAAGCUCUGUACUAAAAGUCACGUGAUUACGGAAACUCUCGGAGAAGUGAAUAUUGAACUCUCCAAGUUUGACCUGUUUCAAGAGAUUAGGAUGUGGAGAGCCUUGGAGCCUAACAAAGACACAGAGGACUUGGGUCAUCUGCUACUGUCUCUUCUCUAUGAUCCCAGGGACGAGCAGCUAUUGGUUGGAGUGGGACAAGCCAAAGGAUUGCCCCAACACCUCACUGGGGGUCCUAAUCCUUAUGUUCGAGUUGAAGUGAUGCAGACCGGUAAAGGAAUUAACCGAAUACACACGCGGACCCUCAAGAACACCGCCCAGCCGAUGUUUAACGAAGUAUUCACGUUUACCGUUUCUUCGGAUAUUCAAGAUAUGAAAUGUACCGCUGUCGUACUAACGGUCUUCGACCAUGAUCGGCUUCGUUCGGAUGAAGUGAUCGGGCAAGUUCGGCUCGGUUACGGAGCCACGGAAGAGAGCGAGAUCUCUCAUUGGAACGACACAUUGUGCACCCCUGGUUGUGAACACACCAAGUGGCAUUAUAUUAUGGAGAAAACGCGAGACAACAGUUAGUGUUACAUGUUAUGUGAUAUUAACAUGGACUAUACGCCGAGGAAAUGACCAGUCAUUUAAGCCAUCUGGAUUAAGACUGGUAGGUCUUGGGUUCGCAUCCAGAUACCGGAUGCCACCCAGAGGAAAUGUUAACAACUCAGUCAGGAGGUGACAGUGUAAAGCCACUGCACCAACUACCCUGUCACUAAGCGUUAACCAGUUACCCUGGAUAAACAGCCCAGAUACCUGCCUGGAAAACACAACAGAGCAUGCUUGAAUCGAACAUGGAUAGAAGCAAGUUAAAUUGAACGAGGGAUUUCUGUUUUUAAACAGCUGUUUUUAUAUAUUAAUGGUAUACUUUGCGAGUGCUCUGUGGAAACACGUAACAUUCGCUAGCCUUGUUUUGGCACUUCGUGUUAAGUGAAUGUGACAGGAUGAAAACCAGUCAAAUCGUUGUCGACCGUUCGCGGUAAACGCCAAUGUACUGAACGCAAGUUACAUCGUUGUCGAGUGCUCGCGGUUAAAGGCUAUAUACUGAACGCCAGUUACAUCGUUGUCGAGUACUCGCUGAAAAAGCCAGUGUACUGAACGCAGUAUACUUACUGUACUGUGACGUACGCUGAAUGUAUGUAAACAUGAUAUGUAGUAUUGAUUAUAAUACAACAGCGUAUACCAUCCAUUGGUGGACAACCAAUGGCAAAUGUUAUUAUUCUCCUAUGGGGUCAUUAAGCUUUCAUAAAUUUACCCAGCCUUUUAAAUGUUACUGACUUAAAGAAUAUUUUUUUCUGAACUGUUAUUUUUGGACAUUUUGAUCAUUUAAAAGCGUCCCUUCUCUUUCCUCGGCUUUGAUCAUUUCCUUCUUCGUUUUAUUUUCUUCGUCAUUAUCCCUUUUCUAUUCGCAGGGUCUUUUCCCUCCUUCCUUUCGCUAUUUUUUUUAUUUUUUUAUUUCAAUGUUUACUUCAAUGUUUUUUUAAAAUGUGGUAUACAUGUAAACACGCCAUAGUUAAAAGUAUCACAUAUUAUAACGACAGUUGUCUGAUUCUGUUUAACUUUCCACUGUUCAGUUCGUCUCUAUUAAACAAAUUAUGUUUUUCCACCACAUUUUGCCAGUGAGUGUUGUUAUUGUUUUUAUUAAUUAUUUUUUUGUUGUUGAGUGUAUGUGUGUGAGGUGGGGAGGUCUAGAUAUCUUAUUUAUAGAGUGGCACAUGCCCUGCGUGAGUGCUACC
Molecule: messenger RNA, 3113 nt
Organism: Gigantopelta aegis
Lineage: Eukaryota; Metazoa; Mollusca; Gastropoda; Neomphalida; Peltospiridae
Product: synaptotagmin-7-like
Exons: 3
Coding region: 1-1908 (635 amino acids)
Source: RefSeq, a predicted model, not a curated record